This is a messenger RNA of Maniola jurtina (meadow brown), 3431 nucleotides long. It is a transcript of the gene botv, whose product is annotated as exostosin-3. The coding region runs from base 145 to 2910 and encodes 921 amino acids. Gene Ontology annotation, cellular component: membrane. The record is from RefSeq and is a predicted model, not a curated record. The transcript has 10 exons. Gene Ontology annotation, molecular function: glycosyltransferase activity. NCBI's taxonomy places the organism in Eukaryota, Metazoa, Arthropoda, Insecta, Lepidoptera, Nymphalidae.
UUAACAUUAAUGUCAAUUUGUGAAAGUUGGGGUUGGGGUUGUAAUUUUGCAUUUUUUUUUAAAUUUCUUAAAAUUAAAGUAGAUGCCUUUUAAACAUUAAAGUAUGACAAAUUUAUUGUAACGAAUAUUUGUAGGGCAAUUAAAAUGUUACUACACGAACGUAUUUGCCAAUGGCUGGGACAUUUGAAACUCUCUCGUGUUAUCCUGAUGGUUUCCGUGAUAUUAUUCAUAGUGCCGCUUAUUACACACUAUUAUUUAUCAAAGUAUGAAACUUCAUCCAUGUCCUCGGGGGCUAAUAAUAUGAGGCACACUCUGGAAGCGUUGGGGGAUCUAUCUACAAUGAAUGUGGUGGAUCUUAAAAUAAGGAUUGAAGAGAUGCUUCGGAUUAAGGCUUCUGUGUCAACUGAAUUGCGUGAACUAGAAGAAAGGCGGGGAAAGUUACAAAGGGAAGCAGCUGCCGCAAGUGCUAAAGCAGACAGUGUUAAAGCAGAGUAUUCUCGAGCAACAGCUGAACUGCAAAGGCUACGCGUGUCCGCAGACCAGGCACGUCUCGCGCAGCUGGAGGCUAUCCGCCGAGAUUCGCCUGAACUGGCUCCACCUGCACAGAUCCUGCCUUCACAACCGCCCCCCAUCCUUCCACCUAUCAGUUCCGCCUCUGAGGUUCACUGUCGUAUGCAUUCAUGCUUUGAUCAUUCUCGUUGUUCCCUUACCUCAGGUUUUCCAAUCUACUUCUAUGAUCCUGAAAAAUAUUUACCUCUCGCUGGUGCGGAAGUGGAUGGCUUUCUCAAGACUACUUUGCGACAAACUCUAGGCUACAAUUCUCAUUUGACGCACAAUCCUAAUGAAGCUUGUCUAUAUCUUGUCCUGGUCGGCGAAGGAUUUCCUCUGGAUAAGAGCCCCUCGUCAACAACAGAUACAUACAAGUUGUCGUUGAAUGAGAGUGCUAUUAAAAGCUUGCCGUAUUGGGGUGGCGACGGUCGUAACCAUGUGCUGUUGAACUUGGCGAGGCGGGAGCUUUCAGUGGGAUCUGGUGAUGCCUUUCAUACUGCGUCUAUUGGGCGAGCUAUGAUCGCCCAAUCUACAUUUACCAUGCAACAGUUUCGACCGGGUUUUGAUCUGGUAACUCCACCUGCCCUCGGGCCUCCAGGUGGAGAUGUAUGGUCAGAUUGUGCUCCCAUAGCACCCGCGAGACGCAAAUACAUACUUAGUUUUCAGGGUUCGCAAACACCACUGCUAACGGGAUCAAGGAUAGAUAAUGACAAAUUCGUCAUUGAAACUCUUCAAAAAACCGCGAGUUCGGCUCCGUCGUCCGAUGUGUUUUUCUUACAAUUUGAAUGCGAUCCGCCGAUAGAGAGGCGCGCCGUGAUUCCAAUUGGCGACUGGGCACUGUGCGGCACUGAUCGAUCGCGACGAUCUAUUUUGCGGGAUUCUACUUUUGUUUUAAUACUUGCCCCGGCCGACAAUAACUAUUGCACGACAGCUCUUCUCCAAGCCCGAUUAUAUGAAGCGUUGCGCUCUGGUGCUAUACCCUUAAUUUUAGGAGGGGAUCGAACCCGCUUGCCCUUCGAUGAAGUGCUCGAUUGGCGCCGAGCGGUUUUGUCCCUUCCUAAAGCCCGGGUGACGGAGUUGCAUUUUCUACUUCGAGCUUUGUCGGAUGCGGAUCUCCUCGCGUUUAGGAGACAAGGGCGGGUUUUAUGGGAGCGCUAUUUGAGCUCUGUACAGGCUAGCAUGGACUCGCUGCUCGCAACGAUAAGAACGAGGUUGAAUAUACCAGCUCAGCCGGCGAUCGCGACUCUCGGGGCGCCUGCAUUCAACGAUUCUUACUAUCCGCCAAAAUUAGAGCCACCCGCCGUCGACACCGAACCUGAAGAGACUCUCGGGCCAUCGGAAGCUCCGUACCCGAGUCCAGCCUAUCGAAGAAAUUACUCUGUAGCCCUGUUGCAUGGAUACGAAUUGUGGAAUGAGUGGGGCGAGCCGUUCGCUCUGUACCCGCAGUUGCCUUGGGAUCCGCCGGUGACGUCCGAAGCGCGCUUUAUGGGUUCUGCGGCUGGGUUUCGGCCAAUCGGCGCUGGCGCAGGUGGUUCUGGAAAGGAGUUUAGCGAAGCACUCGGCGGAGACAGGCCUAGAGAGCAGUUCACUAUAGUCAUACUGACGUACGAAAGAGAAGCAGUGCUGGCAGCGGCUUUAGCACGACUGCGAGGGUUACCAUAUCUGAACAAGGUGGUGGUGGUGUGGAACGGCGUGACGGCGCCCGCAGCGACGCAGGCGUGGCCGGAGUCAGGCGCGCCCGUCGCCGUGGUGCGAGCUUCGCGAAACUCCCUCAACAACCGCUUCCUGCCUUAUAAUGUCAUCGAGACCGAAGCCGUGUUGUGUGUAGACGACGAUGCACACUUGAGGCACGAUGAGAUCGUUUUUGCUUUUAGAGUGUGGCGUGAACAUCGCGACCGAAUCGUCGGGUUUCCUGGCAGAUACCACGCGUGGGACCUCAAUUUUAACAAUGGAUUCCUUUACAAUUCAAAUUACAGUUGCGAGCUGAGCAUGGUGCUCACAGGCGCGGCGUUUGUGCAUCGCUACUACCUGUGGGCGUACUGGCGCGCGCUGCCGGCCGCCGUGCGCGACUAUGUGGACGAGUACAUGAACUGUGAGGACAUCGCCAUGAACUUCCUCGUCGCGCACCUCACCCGGAAACCGCCCGUCAAGGUAACGUCGCGUUGGACUUUCCGCUGUCCGGGUUGUCCAGUGACGUUAUCGGCGGACGAAACACAUUUCCACGAAAGACAUAAAUGUAUACAGUUCUUCUCUCAGGUAAUGGGUUAUACACCUCUACUAUCAACGCAGUAUCGGGCCGAUUCGGUGCUAUUUAAAACGAGAAUACCUCACGACAAACAGAAAUGUUUUAAAUUUAUAUAAGUUAAUUUAAACAUUGUUCAUAUUGACAUUUAAUUACAUAACGUUAGAAUAUAUUCAGUAAGAAAUAAAUAGCCUUAGUACCUUUAAUUAUUAUUUUGGUCAUGUACACAUAACUUUUGUUUAUUGUUUAUAUAGCUACGUUUAUAAAAUAUACAGAAUAUGAAAUGUAAAUAAUAUUGAAACGAUAUUUCAUGAUGCUUAAAUGAAAAAUAAUAAUAUUGGAAUUGUUAAUACAAAAUCAUAAUGACAUUUUUGUCUUCAUGCUCUCUUUAUACAGCAGCCUAUUAUAGUCUUAAAUUGGAUCACACUAGAUAAUAUUAUGUCUUAUACCUACUGAAGUAAGUUUGUAAAUACUUGUAAUAAUUAUAAUUAUUAUGUAUUAUUAAUAAUUGCGAUCUGUCAAUAUAGUUCUACAGAAAGAUGAUUAGACACGAAGUGUCAGUUUAAAUUACCGAUAGGCACGCUUUGAAUCGGCACAAAAAUUACUGCCAUUUUGUAUGGCACACCUCUUCCAACGUAUA